This is a messenger RNA of Dictyostelium purpureum, 2703 nucleotides long. RefSeq lists its product as uncharacterized. The record is from RefSeq and is a predicted model, not a curated record. Lineage: Eukaryota; Evosea; Eumycetozoa; Dictyosteliales; Dictyosteliaceae. The transcript has 4 exons. The coding region runs from base 176 to 2530 and encodes 784 amino acids. Gene Ontology annotation, molecular function: GTP binding.
CUAAUUUAUUUAUUUAUUUAUUUAUUUAUUUAUUUAUUUGUAAAUAUAUUUAAACCCACAUACUAAAAAAAUUUUAUUUUAAUACAUAAAAUUUUUUUUUUUGUAAAACUAUAAUUAUUAUAAUAAAUUAAACAUAAUCAGUAGCAAUAGAAAUCAGGCAGAUAAUAAUACUACAAUGGAUAGACAAUCAGUUGUUAAAUCUACAGCCAUUCCAUUCCCAUUAAAUUUUGAUAAUCAAAAAUAUGAGGAUAUGUAUAAAGCUUAUAAUAAGAUUAUGAUUUUAGCAAGAGACUUAAAUGCAUUUAUCGAGAUUCCAGAAUUUGUAUUUAUUGGAAAAGAAAAUAAAAGUACAUUAAUUGAAUCAUUUAUUGGAUUUUCUUUAGGUCAAGUUUGUAAUAUUUUAAGACCACUACAUAUUUCAUUAAAUAAUAACCCAAGAUAUGACAAACCAACAGUUACAUUCAAAAGAGAUCGUUCAUUAGAUGGAUUUGAAGUCGACAAAUUAGUUGAAAUUACAAAUGUUGCAGAAGAAAUUUCAAAGAGAAAUUCAAAAACAAAUACUCCAAUUGAAAUUACAAUUGAAUAUAAAUAUUACUUGAAUAUGUUAUUAAUCGAACCACCAAAUGUUGCAAUUCAACCACAAUCAUCAGCAACAGUCACUUCCAGUACACCAACACCAAUUUCAUUAUCAUCAUCAUCAUCAAGUGCAAACUUGUUAGCAAGUAAAAUUGCAAAACUCUCAUUAGGUCAAGAAAUGGGAGAAAUGAUUUUAACCUAUACCAAGCCAACCAAUAGAACCUUAAUUUUUGUUGACAAUGCUACCAAAUCCGAAUCCGAAAUGUUAGAAUUAGCAAAGAAAUUAGAUUAUAAAUUAGACCGUUCAAUUUUUGUUUUUAACAAAUUCAACAAUCUCCUUACAACCGAUCCAUUUUCAAAUGGUAGAGAAGCUAAUCGUUUCCUUGGUUCAUCCAAUUUCUCAGCACCAACAUUCUUCACCACACUUCCAGUUCCAGAACAAAGUUCAAAAUGUAAAAACAAAGAAGAGCUUCAAGAGUUCUGCGAAAAACUUCAACAAAAAGAUCUUGAUAUUUUAGAACAACUUCAAUUCGAUAAGAAAUUCGAAAGAAAUGUUGGUCUUACAGCCUUCAAACACUUUAUCAAUGAAUUAAGCUGGAGAAAAUAUUUAGAUAAUGUCCCAGAGGUCCUCAAAAGACUCAACUCAUUCCGUACUACCUCCGAGGAUCAAUUAAGUCAAAUCAGACAACAAUUAGAUAAAACCAACGCUAUUACUCUUCGUCAAAUUGCAAACUCCUAUGUCUCCAUUGAAUUUAUUCAGUGCAUUGAAAAGUUAGUAACUCGUACUUUGGAGGGUAAUCCAUCACUCAAUGGUCAAACUUUAGAAGAAGAGAAAUCACAAGAUGAAACUGGUGAUUGGUACGAUCAUAACGGUAGACAAAUCAUUUUAAAUGAUGAGAAAUCAGCAAGUGUACCAUUUUCAGAUAACAAACUCUAUGGUGGCCAACAAUUUGAAAGACUUUUAUCCGAGUUCAAAUGUAUUACCGAGGUUAUUGAAUUGGAUGAGCUUUCCGGUAGCGAAAUUGCAUGUGCUAUCGGUUCUAAUCGUCCAUCAAAUGUAUCGGUUUUAGCAUGGGCAGCUAGCGAUCUUGCUCAAAAGAAAAUUAAAGAGGCACUUUUACCAUUAGUAGACCAACUCUUUAAGAGAUCAACUUAUAUUCUCCGUCGUUUAGUCGAUAUUGUAGAUCGUAUGAUUGAAAAUAAAAAGAAGUCAUCAUUCCGUCGUCAUGGUAAUAGUGCAAGUCUUUUCCAAGAUAAUUCAUCACCAAGUUCCUCAAAUUUAUCAGGCUAUGGUAUUCAGUCAAUGAAUGGUGCCAGUGAUUACAGUGCUCCAGUACGUCCAUCCCACGAAAGUACCAUUGUAAAUGUUGAGGAUCAUCCAUAUUUCAUCUAUUACGUUAAAGAAAUGUACUUUAAAUAUGUAGACCAAAUUGCUGCCGACUGUAAGAACAAAUGUAUGGAUGAAUUUUAUACCACUCGUCUUAUUUAUUGGGAUCUCCAAUCAAAUAAGGACUUGAAAAAAUUCACAGAAUCACCAUCAACUUCAUUAAAUAAUAGCGGUUUCAGUACUAAAUCAAGUGCCACUACCACCAAUACCACAGGUUCAGUUGCAAGUACAAGCAGUCACGCAUUGAGCUCAAAAGAAACUCAUACCAUCGUCACUGAAUUGGCAUCAAAACUUUUCCAAGAUAUUCGUAACAGAAUCUCAAAGAAUAUAAUGUUGAAAUGUUACAACUACUUUUUAAUUCCAAUGCAAAUGGAUCUCAAAUUAAAUAUCCAAGAUAAUAUUACAAAACUUACUGAUACAAUGCUUGAAGAAAUAUUUGAGGUUCAAACAACUAAAGAACGUUUACGUGAAGAUGAACGUCAUUUAUCAUUAAUCUGUAAUCAAUUUGUUCAACAAGAAGAAAAUUAUAAAAAAUACUCUCAUCAAUUUUCACAUCCAGCAUUUUAAAAUAAUUUAUUAAUUUUAUAAUAAAUAAAAUAAAAAAAAAUAAAAAAACAAUUAUUUAUAAUAAAAAAAAAUCAACACUAAAAUAAUAAGGGAUAAAUUAUGUGUUAUCUAAUAUCGACUCGCAUAACAAUGGUAAUCAUAGUUGUGAUUAGUAGUUAAAUAAAAUUAAUUUU